Physcomitrium patens is the source of this 1979-nucleotide messenger RNA. RefSeq lists its product as uncharacterized. Lineage: Eukaryota; Viridiplantae; Streptophyta; Bryopsida; Funariales; Funariaceae. The record is from RefSeq and is a predicted model, not a curated record.
AUUUUCUGGGUUGUGGUUUUUUUGGAUUGGAGAUCUUAUGGGCUUUUGAAGCUGAAGGCGAGAAGAAGAGAGGAGAAGAGAGGCAUGCUCCUGAUUGGCAGCUGAAUUGGAUUAUGGUCAGUGUCGUGGUGACAAGCUAUGCAACUGUGUCUAUCCAUCUUCAUCGAAGCUGUAGAAUAGCAGAGUUUCGUCUCUUUCGUGUGCUUGGAGAGAUUUUGUGGAGCCAUAGUUGUUGGUGGAGCUCGAACGGAAGCUCAAGCAUUCAGCAGUAGGUUCUAGCAGUUUUCUUCGAGAAUUUACAAGUUUGAGAAAGAGAAAGGGAUUUGUGGAGGAUUUUGAGGGUUGAGGAAUGGCAGCGACCCUCCUCUUAGGAGCGCUGUCGUUCCAUGUUGGAGUGCAGCGACAGCCUUCUUAUCAGGAAUUGCAGGGGGAUUCGGUUGUUGUGUCCGCAAGUGGGUCAUGCCGGGCUAGCUCCUCGUCUUCAUCGUCUCCCUGUAUGGCGGAUGCUGCGCUUUCGAUGCAGCUGAAGUCAGGUGUAGCAGCCAAGUUGAGAAGAGAAAAAACGAGUGCUGGUGGUCUCAUCGCCUCUUCACGACUCUCCUGCUGCUUGCCAUUAUUUCUAUCCGCAGGGAACCUUCUUAGACAACAGACUAGAACGAAUCUAUUUCAGCAAAGUAGGAACAGAGUGCGCAGUGUUCGAGUUGCCUCCUUAAACGAUAGCCAGCGGGAGGUAUUACAUGAAGUGGAUGAUCAAUCAAAACCCAUAGAAUUGUUUUCUCCAACUUCUGCUAACGAAGAUAUCCGUAGUAAAGGGAAAGAAGCGCAUUCUUCAAAAUCUCCAACGGAGACAGCAGAUUUACUCGCGACACAAGCCGACGAAGAGGGCGUUAAUUUGAAGGAAGAGGCCAAGGCCGAGGAGGAGGAUGUUUCAGGAACUGUCAAAGGCACCAUCAUAGCCACAACUUUGCUGCUUGCCUUUGUGGGAGCUUUUGGAGUUCUGGGUGCUGUCUACAAGGAACAAAUAAAUGAUAUCCUCACUCAAUUCUCAGAUUUCCUUGAAGGUUACGGCCCUGCUGGAUACGCUCUGUUUGUUAUUGCUUAUGCUGGCUUAGAGGUGCUUGCCAUUCCAGCUGUUCCUUUAACUAUGUCAGCAGGUUUACUGUUUGGUACUUUGUACGGGACAAUUCUGGUUUCAAUAGCGGGCACGAUUGCCGCAACAGUUUCUUUCCUGAUAGCGCGGUACUUCGCGAGAGAUCGUAUUCUUAAACUAGCACAAGAUAAUCCAAAAUUUCUGGCAAUUGACAAGGCUAUUGGAGCGGACGGUUUUCGGGUGGUCACUUUGCUGCGACUUAGUCCCCUACUCCCUUUUUCACUUGGAAACUAUCUCUAUGGUCUCACUUCUGUCGAAUUAGUUCCUUACAUACUUGGAAGCUGGUUAGGUAUGCUACCUGGGACAUGGGCAUAUGUAAGCGCAGGUGCCAUUGGAAGGGCUUUUAUUAAACAGGAGACAGAAGCCGUCUUCCCUGCCGGUCCGGAGAGUUACUGGACAUUAGGAAUUGGGCUGGUGGCGACUGUUUUUGCAGCAUCUUACGUUGGUAGAUUGGCGAAGGAUGCGAUGAAAGACAUCGAAGAUAAUGGAAGCAGCUGAUUCUAGGGAAAGAAUUUACCGAGUUCCUUUCUUGUUGCUGUGUGAUCAUUGAAAUAAACGGUAGGUGAAAGCCUCUUUCAAUAGUUCUAUGGUCUAACUAUGGAAUCUGAUAUUGAUAGUGACAUCUUGAGUGUACAUAAUUACAUCGAGGGUUCUUCCCACAUGAAAACUACAAUGAGGUGGUGGGAAUAGAAGUUUUCUAGUAGACGCCCAUGUUGUGCGAUGCUAAGCUUCAUUUUGUAAUAUGAUUAUACUGUGCUGCGCAGUGUAGUGGAUAUUUCGUGUCGCUAAUAAAUCUUUCAUGUACGUGAGGAAGAAGGUUGUUUUUUCA